AUGUCAAGUAGUUCAAGUUCAAAGAAGUCAAAAGCCGAGGAUAAACAACCCAAUCUUCGUGAAUUCUUGUUUAAAAGAAUGAAAUCCCAAGGAUCAUUUAACGAAACCAUUGACUCUCCUCCUUCUCCUUUAAGUUCCCCUCCAACUCAAGAUGUUAAUAUGGAAAGAGGUGGUUCAAGUGCUUGUGAUGAACCAUUGGAUGAUGAUUGUGAUGAACCAUUGGAUGAUGAUUGGGUGUAUGAUGUUGAACUUCUUCCUCAUGACCCGGGAUUGAGAAAAAACAUAAUGGAUUAUCCCCCAAAUGAAAGAAAUCCGGUUAGGAGAGCUUAUAUUCUUAAAAAACCUUUCCAACCAAAAACACAAGUUUCCCCUCAAAAACAAGUAAGUGGUUUACGCCGUUUUAGUGUCAAUUGGUUCAAAAAAUGGGAUUGGCUUGAAUAUAGUGUUGAAAAAGAUGCCGCAUUUUGCUUUGCUUGUUAUUUGUUCAAGAGGGAUGUUGAAAUUUACAAUGGGGGUGAUGCAUUUGUUAAUGGAGGGUCUAAAUGGUGGAAUAAACCGGAUAGGUUUCAAAAGCAUGUUGGUGGAGUUAAAAGUGCUCAUAAUGUUGCUUAUGAGAAAUAUGUGAAUCUAAGAGAUGCAAAAAAGACAUCAAUUGAAGUUGUGUUUGAUAAUGCGAGUCAAGCUCAAAUGGAUUCAUAUCAUAUUCGUUUGAAUGCAUCCUUAACUUGUUUGAGAUUUCUUUUGGGCCAAGGUUUGGCAUUCCGGAGACAUGAUGAAAGUGAGGAGUCAAAUAGUAGGGGUAACUUUCUUGAGCUUUUGAAGUGGUUAGGGGAGAAGGUUGACGAAGUCAAACAACAUACUUUCCAAAAUGGACCCAAAAAUUGUCAAUUGACAUCUCCCAAAAUUCAAAAAGACAUUAUCAAUUGUUGUGCAAAGGAGACUACCAAGCACAUAAUAGAAGAGGUUGGAGAUGGUUACUUUUCUAUUUUGGCCGAUGAAUCAAGUGAUGUGUCUCAAAAAGAACAACUAGCUCUUGUUUUGCGGUUUGUUAAAAGAGAAAGUGGAUCGGUAGUGGAACGCUUUUUAGGCAUUGUACAUGUGGGUGACACUACCGCUUUAUCUCUUAAAGAUGCAAUUUUUUCCUUACUUAUGGAAUAUUCAUUGAGUCCAUCCAUGAUAAGAGGUCAAGGGUAUGAUGGGGCGAGUAACAUGAGAGGUGAAAUCAAUGGCCUUAAGAGUUUGAUUAUGACUCCAAGAGCCUACUACAUUCAUUGUUUUGCACAUCAACUACAACUAGCUCUAGUUGCGGUUGCUAAAAAGAAUGAUAGUUGUGGUUGGCUUUUUGAAGUACUUGCAAACUUGUUGAAUGUGGUUGGAGCUUCUUGUAAGAGAAGAGACAUGAUUCGAAAAAAGCAAGCUCAAGUAGUGGCUCAAGCAUUGGAAGUGGGGGAAAUUGAAAGUGGAUCGGGUUUAAAUCAAGAACGUGGUUUGAGUGGGCCGGGAGAUACACGUUGGGGAUCUCAUUACAAGUGUCUAAUAAAUAUCACGAACUUGUUUCCUUCAAUUAUUGAAGUACUUGAAUGGAUUGGAAAACAUGGCACUUCGGACGAUAAGUUCAAAGCUCAAAUUGUUUUGGGAUUUUUGGAGUCAUUCGAUUUUGUUUUGUGGCUCAUAUGA
Molecule: messenger RNA, 1677 nt
Organism: Amaranthus tricolor (Joseph's coat)
Lineage: Eukaryota; Viridiplantae; Streptophyta; Magnoliopsida; Caryophyllales; Amaranthaceae
Exons: 1
Coding region: 1-1677 (558 amino acids)
Source: RefSeq, a predicted model, not a curated record